Messenger RNA from Symbiodinium necroappetens, 795 nucleotides. NCBI's taxonomy places the organism in Eukaryota, Dinophyceae, Suessiales, Symbiodiniaceae. The record is from the annotation of a GenBank genome assembly.
AUGGUACCGAUGUGCAAAGCACGUUCUCUUCGCACAUGGAGGCAACCAGCUGCUCGCUCAGAAUCCAGCUGCUCACUUCGUGAUGUACUAUUGCUUGGAUUUAUGUACCUUUGCAUUGUCCUUGGUGCUCCUUCGAGCUUUGCCAUGCCAUUUAAAGCGGGUCAGGAGACAGAGGCCUUCAAAGCCUUGAUGUCUGCUGCCAGGGGGUUGGAGCUUACCUUUGAAGGCAUGGCUUUGAACGGCUCCGCUGUCAGUGAGUUUGACUACGGUGAGGCUGAUUUUGAGGAGGGGCUGGGCCACAUCUCCUCGGCUUGGGCAACUGCAAUGGAAGGGAGAGAGCUCCGAGAGUUGUGUAUCAGCGUAGAGCAUGACUGGGUCAAGGCUGCCUGCGGCUCUGUUAUUCUGACCUUCCUGAUCGACUUUCAGAGAGAUUCUCCCAUUGAGAUGGAGUUCGAGUUCUUUGGUGGGAGCUCGGAUGACAAGAGCUUUCCAGGCGAGUGCAAUUUGUGGGAGCUUGCGGAAGAGCAGCUGAGCCUUGGGCCUGCUGGCUGGAGCCAAGCUGCAAGCCUGCUUCCCUUCGAAGAGCCUUUGAAACAGGAGGACGAGGAGGAGGAGGAGGAGAAGGACGAAGCAUUUCCUCCCUACCCGGAUAUUUACCCCGCAGUUCUUGCUAGGUUUUUCGCCGAGCAUCUGGGUGUGACAAGGCUGACGGGUAUGCGAUAUGCUGGCAGAUGCGAGGAAAUCCUUGGAGGGAGUGUCUGUAAGCGAGGUGAUUUCAGGUUUACAACUGCUUAG